Molecule: messenger RNA, 1949 nt
Organism: Pungitius pungitius (ninespine stickleback)
Lineage: Eukaryota; Metazoa; Chordata; Actinopteri; Perciformes; Gasterosteidae
Gene: kcnk9
Product: potassium channel, subfamily K, member 9
Exons: 2
Coding region: 331-1857 (508 amino acids)
Biological process (GO): potassium ion transmembrane transport; stabilization of membrane potential
Cellular component (GO): plasma membrane
Molecular function (GO): potassium ion leak channel activity; outward rectifier potassium channel activity
Source: RefSeq, a predicted model, not a curated record
GAUGAGGAUGUCCGCAGCUUGCGAGGAAGAUUUAAAGAUUUCACAGCUACUGGAUUUUUUUUUUGGUACACAGGGAAUGGCUGCUAAAAAUAGCCCGCAUGCUGAUGAGGCUACAAUGAACAGGUUGGUGUUCAGCUGAAACUUGGAGCCAUGGGGAAAGAUGCCUUGUUGUAGUGCAUUCUAAAUCACAGCUGAGACAAACUGAGGUGGGGGCUCGAGGAAAAGGAAACAAAAAAGACCAUUUCUUUAAUUGGACGAAUUUAUUCACAUCCGAAUAAUUCACUUGGGGAGAAAAGAGACCAACAGGCAGAUAUUGGAAGCAGCUUGUUGAUGGCACUGCGCACCGGGAGGACUUCGUUUGGGCAGGUCUUGCGCAGGGUCUUUCGGCUGCAGGGCACCUGGUCCAGGCGCUCCAGCAGUCUUUUGUGUCUCUCCGCAAACCAGGAGCAGGAUCUGGGGGUCUGCCACCGGGACCACUACAAGGUGGGUGAUUUCCACAGCUGCCACCGCGGUCACCGGAGCGCGCCUUUCUGCGCCUCCGCCUCCAGGCGCUGCCCACACGGCUUCCCCGACGCUUGCUGCGCCUUCCCGGGGAAUCCGAGGGGACAUGAGCCCCUCGGUCGCCGGUUCCUGUUGGCCAUGAAGCGGCAAAACGUGCGGACCUUGUCCCUGAUCAUUUGCACGUUCACGUACCUGCUCGUCGGGGCCGCUGUCUUUGACGCCCUGGAGUCCGACCACGAGAUGCGGGAAAAGGAGCAGCUGGAAGCCCAGGAGAAGCGUCUCCAGGGGAAAUAUAACAUCAGCGAGGAUGAUUACCGCAAGCUGGAGACCAUCAUCAUGGAGGCAGAGCCCCACAGAGCCGGGGUGCAGUGGAAAUUUGCAGGGUCAUUUUACUUUGCCAUCACGGUCAUAACCACCAUAGGCUACGGGCACGCGGCGCCGGGGACCGACGCCGGGAAGGCCUUCUGCAUGUUUUACGCCGUCCUGGGAAUCCCUCUGACGCUGGUCAUGUUCCAAAGUCUGGGCGAGAGGAUGAACACUUUUGUCAAGUACCUCCUGAAGCGAAUCAAGAAGUGCUGCGGCAUGAGCAUCACCGACGUGUCCAUGGAGAACAUGGUGACCGUGGGGUUCUUCUCCUGCAUCGGCACGCUGUGCAUCGGCGCCGCCGCCUUCUCCCACUACGAGGACUGGAGCUUCUUCCAGUCCUACUACUACUGCUUCAUCACGUUGACAACGAUCGGCUUCGGGGACUUCGUGGCCCUCCAAAAGAACCGGGCCCUGCAGAAGAAGCCCCUGUACGUGGCCUUCAGCUUCAUGUACAUCCUGGUGGGCCUGACGGUCAUCGGGGCCUUCCUCAACCUGGUGGUCCUCCGCUUCCUGACCAUGAACAGCGAGGACGAGCGGCGCGACGCCGAGGAGCGCGCCUCGCUGGCCGGCAACCGCAACAGCAUGAUCAUCCACAUCCAGGACGAGUCGCUGCAGGGGGGCCGGCGGCGGCGGGGCGGGGGCGGGGGCGGGAGCCGGGGGCGCGGAAGGCCGUACCGGCCGGAGGUGGGCGACCUGCAGUCGGUCUGCUCCUGCAUGCACUACCGCUCGCGCGACUUGGGCAGCUCCGGCGGCGGCGGCGGGGGCGGGGGGGGGACGGGCGCCCUCGGCUGCGCCUUCUCCCACCAGAACUCGUUCAGCUCGCAGCUGAACCCCGGCCAGUACUUUCACUCGGUCUCCUACCGGAUCGAGGAGAUCUCGCCCAGCACCUUGAAAAACAGCUUCUUCCCGUCGCCCGUCAGCUCGGUGUCGCCGGGCCUCCGCAGCUUCACCGACAGCCACCAGCUGAUGAAGAGGAGGAAAUCCAUCUGAGGAGGACAAACGAGGCGCCAUGUUUUAUACACGAGGUCAAAACAUUUCCAACGCUGCUCCUCCUCGUCUCUUUCAGCACUUUUUUUUUUUUU